UAUCUCUCCAAAUGUGUAUGACAGCCGGAAACAGCGUUCAAAAAUUUGGCAGCACUGCAACAACAUGUUCUUUUUCUGGCGAACGCCACUGCUGUUUGCAUCGGGGAUAAUUUUUCUUAGUGAAAAAAAUGGCUGAAGUAGUUGAGAACGUUACCGAAACCUUCGAGGAACAACCUCCAAUUGAGACCGAGGGUGCUGAAACUUUGUUGGAAACCAACGUUGUUUCCACCACUGAAUUGCCCGAAAUCAAAUUGUUCGGUCGCUGGUCUUGCGAUGAUGUGACCGUCAGUGAUAUCUCCCUGGCUGAUUACAUUUCCGUUAAGGAGAAAUUCGCUCGCUAUUUGCCCCACUCUGCUGGUCGUUAUGCCGCCAAACGUUUCCGCAAGGCUCAAUGCCCCAUCGUUGAACGUUUGACCUGCUCCUUGAUGAUGAAGGGUCGCAACAACGGCAAGAAGCUCAUGGCCUGCCGUAUUGUCAAGCACUCCUUCGAAAUCAUUCACUUGUUGACUGGUGAAAAUCCUUUGCAGAUCCUCGUCAGCGCCAUCAUCAACUCUGGCCCUCGUGAAGAUUCCACCCGUAUCGGUCGUGCUGGUACUGUCCGUCGUCAAGCCGUCGAUGUGUCUCCUCUCCGUCGUGUCAACCAAGCUAUCUGGCUUUUGUGCACUGGUGCCCGUGAAGCUGCCUUCAGAAACAUUAAGACCAUCGCUGAAUGUUUGGCUGAUGAACUUAUAAACGCUGCUAAGGGUUCCUCCAACUCCUAUGCUAUCAAAAAGAAGGAUGAAUUGGAACGUGUCGCCAAAUCCAACCGAUAAAUGCUUCAUGCUUCACUAUUAUAUACAAUAUGUUGUUGU
Molecule: messenger RNA, 851 nt
Organism: Musca vetustissima
Lineage: Eukaryota; Metazoa; Arthropoda; Insecta; Diptera; Muscidae
Gene: RpS5a
Product: small ribosomal subunit protein uS7A
Exons: 5
Coding region: 129-812 (227 amino acids)
Biological process (GO): ribosomal small subunit assembly; translation
Cellular component (GO): ribosome; cytosolic small ribosomal subunit
Molecular function (GO): rRNA binding; structural constituent of ribosome; mRNA binding
Source: RefSeq, a predicted model, not a curated record